UAACUAGCUACGACCGAAGCCUCUCACCAAUCAAAACCAGACAAAAUUGUACUGCCGGGAAUCGAACGGGACGUCCCAUUUAAAACCGCAGCGCUCAUUGCUGCGCCAUAGUGGUCGUCAAAGACCAAUGCACAUCUGCUUGUUACGAACCGGCCAUGAGGCACCAGGCGUUCAUCUUUGCGGCGGUACUCGCUUUUGCUGAGUGCGGUCCUCCCGGGAAACCGAACUUGGGCUGGGGUGAACGAACAUUCGCGAUCGUAGAAGUGAACCAAGCGGCCACAGCUUAUAACCAGCUCGUCAAACGUCAUGACGCAGCUGACGUCACUGUCACAUGGAACGUCUGGUCCGGAGACCCAGCUACGAGUGCCAAAGUUCUGAUGAACGGCAAGGAGUAUUGGUCUGGAGCGGGAAGUGCAACUUCCGCCACCUUCCCCGUUAAAAAAGGGGGCAGAUAUCAAAUGAAAGUGGAACUCUGCAAUGCAGAUGGCUGCAGUUCUUGCGAACCAACCGAGAUCGUGGUAGCAGACACUGAUGGAAGUCAUUUACCUCCUUUAGAGUAUUCCAUGGGCGAGAGGAAUAAGCCUUUUAAGCAAACUUCUGGGAAAGUCGUUGGUGCUUACUUUGUGGAAUGGGGUGUUUAUCCUAGGAAGUUCCCAGUUGACCGCAUCCCUGUUCCGAAUCUUACCCAUCUAUUGUACGGAUUUAUCCCGAUAUGUGGUGGAGAUGGUAUCAACGACAGCUUGAAAGAAAUUGAAGGAAGUUUCCAAGCCUUACAACGCUCUUGCAGCGGUCGAGAGGACUUCAAGGUUUCCAUCCACGAUCCUUGGGCAGCUUUGCAGAAACCUCAAAAAGGACUCUCUUCCUGGAACGAACCCUACAAGGGUAAUUUCGGACAGCUGAUGUCAUUGAAGCAAAGAAGACCCGACCUUAAGAUUCUUCCCUCAAUCGGCGGCUGGACUCUAGCUGAUCCUUUCUUCUUCUUCACCGCUAAGGACAAGAGGGACCGUUUCGUUGGAUCUGUGAAAGAAUUCCUUCAGACCUGGAAAUUCUUCGAUGGUGUUGACAUUGACUGGGAGUUCCCUGGAGGUAAAGGAGCUAACCCCGAUCUUGGAAGCCCGGAAGAUGGUGAAGUCUAUGUCACCCUGAUGAAGGAGUUGCGUGAAAUGCUUGACGAACUAUCCGUAGAUACUGGCAAGAAAUACGAAUUGACAUCUGCUAUCAGCUCCGGUUGGGACAAGAUCCAGGUCGUAGACUACGGCAAAGCUCAAAACUAUAUGGACCAUAUUUUCUUGAUGAGUUACGAUUUCAAGGGUGCUUGGUCUAAUGACACUCUUGGUCACCAAACACCACUGUAUGCUCCCGCAUGGAAUCCAAAGGAGACUUACACCACUGACUUUGGUGUUAAAUACUUAUUGGCUCAAGGUGUGAACCCAAAGAAGAUUGUUGUAGGUGUCGCUAUGUACGGCCGUGGCUGGACUGGUGUCAACGGAUACAAAGAUGGUAAUCCCUUCACAGGAAACGCAACAGGGCCGGUAAAGGGUACAUGGCAGGAUGGAGUAGUGGACUAUAGGGAAAUUGCCAACGAAAUUGCUCAAAACAGAUGGGAGUUCCAUUAUGACAGUGUUGCCCAGGCUCCUUACGUCUUCAGGCCAUCGACUGGUGAUCUGGUGACCUAUGACAACGCGAGAUCGGUUAUCGAAAAGGGUAAAUAUGUCAGGAAUAACAAGCUAGGCGGUCUCUUUGCGUGGGAAGUGGACGCUGACAAUGGUGAUCUAUUAAACGCCAUGAACAUGGGGCUCGGCAAUAGUCAGGCAUAAAUUAAUCAGUUCAAAUUGAACUAUGAGUUGUGAAUGUGAUCUUAUAUAGUAAGUUUGCUUUAAGGAAGGUUUCAAGUAGGUCGUAGAUGUAUGAACUUAAUUUAUAAUAAAGACUGGUAAAUAUUUA
This is a messenger RNA of Pararge aegeria (speckled wood butterfly), 1944 nucleotides long. It is a transcript of the gene Chi-h, whose product is annotated as chitinase A-like. Lineage: Eukaryota; Metazoa; Arthropoda; Insecta; Lepidoptera; Nymphalidae. Gene Ontology annotation, molecular function: chitinase activity; chitin binding. Gene Ontology annotation, biological process: carbohydrate metabolic process; chitin catabolic process. The record is from RefSeq and is a predicted model, not a curated record. The transcript has 2 exons. The coding region runs from base 156 to 1817 and encodes 553 amino acids.